UGGGCUACCCGCGCUACAGUCUUCGACUUCAGCGCGAGAAGUAUCCUCCGGCAUCCCACCUCCAGAUUGUCGCCGUCGGUUUUAUCGGCCAUUGACAGACAGAAAGGGAAUAUGGGCGACGAUCGGAAGCGAAUCUUGAUAGGUUUGACGGUGGCGAUGUUCUUAGGAUUGGUGGUGUACAUGAAGCUUUGGACCAUCGACUACUCCAUGUCUUCCGAUGAAGCCGAACUUCUCAGGCGGCAGUUCGAUCUUGCGAACCGGGAGGCAAUGGAUGAAUCUGCGGAAUGGCGUCGUAUGUACGACCGCGAACUAGAUAGAGCUAAUAGAUGUAACAUUGAUCUAAACAAGCUUAAGGAAUCUUUUGAGAAGGUGGGGGAUGCUGCUAGAAUCAAUCAGAAGCUAACAAAGAUGCAAGAGGAAAACUUUGCUCUCCGCACACAAGUGGAUGCCUUACAGCGAAGGCUAGAGGCCGAGAAGUUGAGAUGUGGCUCUCAGUAGAGCUAAUCAACAGACACUGAGAAGAGUAAUAACAGCGAUUUCGAAUUAAGACGUCUAUAACAAAAGGUUGCUGGUCAUGGCUUCUGACGGGAACUGGGAAGUACUAAACCAAUGAUGAACUAAUGGUCACUCUCGCGCCGGGGUGUGAUUUUGUAGGUUUCUCUAUUCUCUUUGUUGUCUGCAAAGAGUGAAAGGGUUUGUCUGGACUUUGUAGGAGGAGGAGAUUAUGGUUGAACCUUGCUUUAAUAACCAAUUAAAGCUCAGGGGAAGGCUUCUGUUUAUUCUCAUAUUUCACUUCUGACUUUUGAGGAUUUGAUGGAUUGUUAAGACUCUCAAGUUUCGGCUGGCAUGGGGAAUGUUUGGGAGAGGAAUGACAAAAUGGAUAGAGGAAAGAGAAAUCCUCCCCAAUUUGAGCUACAAGCAAAGCAAUUACAGAAAGGUAAGAAAACAUGGAAGCUUCUUUUCAUGAAUCAAGUGUAUGUUUCAUCCUGUAGAUCAAUGUUUAGAAUUUAGACUCAGGAUUUUACUCUUUGCUUCCUUGUUUAGCAUCCAAGUGAUUCAAGAAUUACUUUGAAAUCCUGUUCAAAUUAGAAUGUGGAAAUGAUUUUAAAUCUUGUUGUUUUUA
Messenger RNA from Benincasa hispida (wax gourd), 1123 nucleotides. Its product is annotated as acyl-CoA-binding domain protein. Lineage: Eukaryota; Viridiplantae; Streptophyta; Magnoliopsida; Cucurbitales; Cucurbitaceae. The record is from RefSeq and is a predicted model, not a curated record.